CUAUCACACCUACUUUUUACUCAUCACAUCAAAAGUUUUUUUUAGAAAAUUAACACAAAAGUAUCUCUAUGUUAAAUUAUCAAAAAAUCAUUAAAAGAAGAAAUUAAAGAAAAAAAAGAGUAUUUUAAAAAUAAAAAUAGAUGAAGAACUCGGUUGGGUUUUCAAUAGCUCUAAACUCCAGAUUGUCCUCCUUGUUGGGGGUGCGAUAUAUAUUAAUCUGCCGGCGGCCGGCGGAGGAGAAGAGAGAUGAAAAAACCAUGGCCGGGGGCGGUGACAACCCGGGGGCAGCAGCACACCAGUCCCGUGGUGUGGUGCUUGGCCAUAUUCUGCACCGUCGUGACGGUGGCCGUGAUCCUUGCCGGGAUCGUGGUGUUCGUAGGCUACAUGGUGGCCCGGCCGAAGGUCCCGCAGAUGAUCGUGGAGCGGGCCCGCAUCGAGGAGCUGUCGUACGACAUGGUCGGGCACCUCAGCCUGCGGAUCUCGGUGGUGAUCAAGGCGGAGAACGACAACGCCAAGGCGCGGGCCUACUUCUACCACACCAGCUUCGGGCUGAGCUUCCACGGGGUGAGGGUGGCGUACCUGAACGCCGCCCCGUUCGCGGUGGCGAGGAACAGCACGAGGGAGCUGGAUUACCUGGUGGAGUCGUCGCCGAUCCCGCUGACGCCGGAGGAAGGGGAGAGGGUGGCGGAAGGGCUGAAGGGGAGCGCGGUGAUGUUUGAGCUGAAGGGGACGACGAGGACGCGGUGGAGCAUUUGGGUGGUGGGUUCGGUCAAAUUCUGGAUGCGCCUCGACUGCCGCCUCAAACUUCCGGUCAACGGAACCGCCGUAUACCCCAACUGCGCCACCAAAGCUAGAGGAAAGGGCAACACCCAGUCACUACUCACUACUAUUGCGGUGUGGGAGGGGUUGAAGGAGGUGGUGACGCACUCCAGUGGAAGGUGUAAAGGUGGAAGUGUGGAACACCCACCCUAGGUGCCCCACACUCCGACCCGACAGAAAUUGUGAAUGGAGUAAAUUAUGGUAUAAUAUCAAUCUGAUCCUUAGAGAGGCUGUCUUGUGCCCGGUGCGCACGAAGAGCUGUUACAAAUAAUAGAACUCUCACACU
Cuscuta campestris is the source of this 1105-nucleotide messenger RNA. The record is from the annotation of a GenBank genome assembly. NCBI's taxonomy places the organism in Eukaryota, Viridiplantae, Streptophyta, Magnoliopsida, Solanales, Convolvulaceae.